CUGGGAUAGAGACUCUCGUUCAUCAUGCGCGGAGUUUAGACAAAGAGCAGAAGAACAAAGCAGGGGAUACGCCAUCGAUUGCUGAGACCUCAACAAGGGGAAAGACUAGGAUCAACUUCGAUUAGACGACGGGACUGCUUAUUGGCAUUGUGCCAGCAAGAAAUGAUUUCUGAAUAUGUCGGCGAGAUCGAAGAACUUCCGCCUGACUCGCGAAUGAGGUCGGGACAGCGAUACCGCAAGUAUCUCUACCAUACAGCCCGAGCGGCAAUAUGGACUGCUAAUGUCUAUUAUCUUGUCCGCUUGCUUACAAUUUUGCUGGAGCCUCAGCAAUCCUGGCAAAUGUGGUUAAUGUUGGCUAUAGAAGCUAUAUUUGGUCGCUUGUCUUAUCAAGAUCAGCGCCUCACCGUUGCGGCCGGUGGGGAACCUGAACGCGGGCCGCGAAAAAGGCUACGGCUCAAGGGUAGCCAAAAUCUGCCACGAGUCGAUGUCUUGAUCCCUUGCUGCGGUGAGCCAGCUAGUGUGAUCUUGGCCACCGUUCGCGCUGCCUGCACUAUGGACUACCCAGAGUCUCAGCUAAGAGUACUUGUCCUUGACGAUGGCGCUUCACCCGAGCUACGUGAUGCUAUCUCGGAAUUGCAUUCUAAGUGGCCUUACCUCUUCUACCACACACGUGGCAGGCAGUCAGGUCGAGUAUUUGCCAAAGCCGGAAAUCUGAACUAUGCACUGUUCACUGUCCAGAAGGAUACUCCACCGGAGUUCUGUGCUAUCUUGGAUGCGGAUUCUAUCCCAAAGCCAGAGUUUCUGAGAGCAACACUUCCCCACUUACUUCUAAGCCCCCAGGCAGCGUUGGUCACUACCAGGCAAUAUUUUGACAACCUUCCUGCUGGGGACCCCCUCUCGCAAUCUCGCCUUCAUUUUUACACCUGCCAGAACGCCGAACUAGACCGCUGUGGACGUGCUAUUGAUGCAGGAUCAGGGGCAGUGUUCCGGCGCAACGCAAUCAUUGAUGUUGGUGGGUAUCCCACGUUUUCAUUUUCGGAAGAUUGGCAGCUUUCCCUGAUCUUACGGGGCAUGGGUUACCGUACUGUCCAAGUACAAGAGCCGCUGCAAUUCGGGCUCGUUCCCACAUCCCUUGAAGGGCACAUUGCUCAGAGAAACCGAUGGCACAUUGGGCAUUCCCAGCAGCUGUUUGCCUUACAGCCACCGACUAGCAGUUCCCUGCCACGGAACCUUCAGUGGAGUAUUGCAUGCGGUGGUUUGGCUAUCACCCUGGGAUUGGUAGGCCACGUCAUCGGAUUUGGUGCUGUUCCUUGGCUUUUAAUGUCCCGGUCACUCAUCCCCGCCUCUUCUUCCUUCCUGAUCAAGGCUCAGGUGAUCCUGGGCUUGCUUCAUAUCUCUACAAUGUGGGCGUACGGGUGGCUCCAGACUGCCCAUGCGGGAAUCCGAGGUUCCCCAUUUUCGCAGUUGGAAAAUAGUUGGCUAGCUGGCGCACACCUAUCUGCCGUCAUACGAUUUCAUUUCAUUUCGAGCGCUCCCAAAGGAUCAUUUGUCACCGGAAGCAAAGAAAACUCCUGGAAUCGCAUCACGAAGUCUUCAUUUUAUAAAAUGCUAUAUCAGGAUCUGUGGCAAAACGGCAUUUUGCAAAGCAUCUGCCUGCUUGUCGCUACAAUUGCUGCGAUGUUAUUGUCAACAUGGACAACACUGACCACUAUCGACAGUGAGCUAUUGACCACGCAUUUACUUACCACCGUUGCCUGGCCGCCACUGUUGCACAUUUGCUAUCUGACCAUUACUAACCAUUGGGUGCCGGUUGCAUACCUGUUCAGCCCUCCCGUUUAUCCGGCGCGGCCGUCUUAGAUGGCUGUACUGGUUAGCAAAGAAGGUCCUAGAUGUAGACUCUAUGUUGUCCAACAACACUCACUGUGACAUUUAUUCUUGUUUUGCCUGACACUGUCGGACUUCAGAGCGUUGCUAACCCUCGCACUAUUGUUAUAAUAGUAGCCUUGGGGAGGACUCUUUCCAAUGCGGAAUGUUGCGAUGUUACCCGAGGUUGCUCGUUUCACUGACAUUGCUACUUGGUGCUAAUCAGAAAGGCAGUAUAAGCGUAGUGCAUGUCUGAUCUGUCUCUGAAUUUAUGUUGUCUGUUCUAUCUAUCUAUUAUUUUCUUGUUAAUCUCGCUAUCCUGAUUUUCAUGAUCUCUAA
Molecule: messenger RNA, 2202 nt
Organism: Aspergillus pseudotamarii
Lineage: Eukaryota; Fungi; Ascomycota; Eurotiomycetes; Eurotiales; Aspergillaceae
Product: glycosyltransferase family 2 protein
Exons: 3
Coding region: 163-1857 (564 amino acids)
Source: RefSeq, a predicted model, not a curated record